Brassica napus (rape) is the source of this 1526-nucleotide messenger RNA. Its product is annotated as probable protein phosphatase 2C 73. The coding region runs from base 315 to 1442 and encodes 375 amino acids. Gene Ontology annotation, molecular function: protein serine/threonine phosphatase activity. Lineage: Eukaryota; Viridiplantae; Streptophyta; Magnoliopsida; Brassicales; Brassicaceae. Gene Ontology annotation, biological process: protein dephosphorylation. The record is from RefSeq and is a predicted model, not a curated record. The transcript is spliced from 7 exons.
CACCGUACCAGAAAAAAAAUUAACUUUAUAAAUAAUCUUUCUUGAUUAUUCCAUUUAAUGUGUUUCUUUCUCUUUGGAGCAUUAAAUGGAUUCUGAUUAUUCUCUCUCUCGCUUCCUUAUCUAACUUUUCUUCUCCGUUUGGUGCUACGUCAGCUUUUCCGACAAUACGUCAUCUCUACGGCGUCUCUGAGCCAUCUCAACGAUUCUCUGCACUAUGACUCAUCUUCGUACCUUUUAAGUUUAAACCUCUGUUUGAUUCAAGAUCAUCUUACUCACUGUUGCUUGAUAUUGUCAUCAUCUGGUGUAAUUAAAGAAUGGGGCAUUUUUCGUCCAUGUUCAGUGGAUUAGCUCGAUCCUUUUCGAUCAAGAAAGUGAAGAACAACAAUGGAACUUGCGACGCUAAGGAAGCUGCUGAUGAGAUGGUGAAAGAUGCAAAAAAGAAGGAGAUGAUUCUGAAAUCAUGUGGUUACGUUUAUGCAGAAGGUUCUAAUAACUCGGCCUCUGUUUUCUCUAAACGCGGUGAAAAAGGCGUUAACCAGGACUGUGCCAUCGUUUGGGAGGGAUUUGGGUGCCAAGAAGACAUGAUAUUCUGCGGGAUAUUCGAUGGACAUGGUCCAUGGGGUCACUAUGUAGCCAAACAUGUAAGAAACUCAAUGCCUUCGUCGCUUCUAUGCAACUGGCAAAAGACUCUUGCUCAAACCGCACUACUAGAGCCCGAGCUAGACCUUGAAGGCUCCAAUAAAAAAUUCUCGAGAUUCGACAUAUGGAAACAUUCAUAUCUCAAGACAUGCGCAUCGGUUGAUCAAGAGCUUGAACAUCACCGCAAGAUCGAUUCUUACAACAGCGGCACAACCGCUAUAACCAUUGUCAGACAGGGUGAUGUUAUUUAUGUAUCAAACGUAGGCGAUUCACGAGCAGUACUAGCCACGAGUUCGGAUGAAGGUAGCAUGGUUGCUAUUCAGCUCACCCUUGAUUUCAAACCGAAUCUGCCUCAGGAGAAGGAGAGAAUUAUCGGAUGCAAUGGGCGGGUUUUCUGUAUGAAAGAUGAGCCAGGAGUCCAUCGUGUAUGGCAACCAGACACAGAAGCACCGGGUUUGGCUAUGUCAAGAGCGUUCGGAGACUAUUGUAUCAAAGAGUAUGGAUUGGUCUCGGUCCCUGAAGUCACUCAAAGGCAUAUCUCUGCUAAAGACCACUUUAUCAUCUUGGCUAGUGAUGGGAUAUGGGAUGUGAUCACAAACCAAGAAGCUAUAGAGAUCGUUUCUUCGACCGCUGAGCGGCCUAAGGCGGCUAAGCGAUUAGUGGAGCAAGCGGUUCGGGCUUGGAAGAAGAAGAGACGAGGUAUUGCAAUGGACGAUAUGUCCGUGGUCUGCCUCUUCCUCCAUUCCUCUUCAUCAUCGCCAUCUCUCUCACAACAUGUUCAACAUGCCACGACUUUUAAGUAAAAAGUUGCGUUUGUAAAUAGAUCAGCGAUAGCUCUCCGUUUGUAACAUUGAUUUUGAAAUUCGAAAUGCAGUUUUUUUGUCCCA